AUGAUGAUAUCAUCAACACCCCUUCCAAGUCCUUCCCWUCGCCGUCAUGUACACGAAUGGCGUUUCGAAUGCGCUGGCGUACACCUUGAUAUGCACGCAUUAGAUGAUCCCUCUAGUUGCAUCUCGUCCUCGGUUGUCGUCCAACAACAACAACAGUACAACCUCUUUACCGCGUUGAUGACCUCUACACGCUCGGCAAAAGCCCUAUUCGACCAAGACUCAACACCACCACAGAGCAAGGAACGGCAGGAUUCAAACGAACAAUUGGACGAAUAUGGAGUCCAUAUCGUGGACAACAACAAAGUGUGCUGGAAUAAUGGAGCGAAAGACCAUCCCCGAAAUUGGAAGCCUUUGUCGAAAUAUUACUCCACCGCGAUCAUCUGUUGGCUAGAAUUAUACAUGACUGGCCUCAGCUCUUCCGGYACAGCAGUCGCCAAUUCCGCCAGGGAAGAAUAUGGCAUGAGCAGGACAUUGGCGUAUUUCGCAUUCGUCACGCUCUAUCUCAUCGGACAGACGAUCGGAGGCAUUUUCUGUUCCCCAAUUUCCGAGACAUUUGGUCGAAGAACGAUUUACAUUAUAGCCACGGCGUUGUUCUGCAUUACUUCCAUCGUGGUGGCCGCUGUGCCCUCUGAUAUGCCGGGUGCGAGCAGUGCCAUCUAUAUUGGAAGGUUUGUCCAGGGCGCUGCUGCGGCCAUUCCGGCUACCGUGGCUUUUGGGAAUUUCGAAGAUAUGUUUGAUGCGGAGAGACGGAUCUGGGUGGUUUAUGCAUACACUUUGUCGGGCAUGAUUGGUCUUGUUAUGGGACCGAUAUAUUCCUCCUACGUCCUGGCGCGCACCAAUUGGAGAUGGGUAUUCUGGAUCUCCGCAAUCGUAUCGGCAAUAUCGCUCGCCGCCUGCUUCUUCAUCAGAGAAAGCAAAGCUACUCAGCUCCUCCAAGCAAAAGUAGAUCAAAUCAGAAAAGACACCGGCAACACCACCCUAGAAUCCAACACCUCACCAGGAACCUUCUCCCUCCAAGAAUUCGCCCGAAACUCCCUCUUCCGACCUCUAAUAUUCCUCAUCACCGAACCAAUCGUCACCUUCUGCUCCGUCCUCUGCGCUAUAGCUUUCGGCCUAAUCUACGGCCUCACAGAAGGCUUAACAGUAACAUACACCACCCCCCCAUUCAACAACACUUUCAACGAAACAACUUCCUCCCUAGCCUUCAUCGCAAUUCUCAUCGGCGAGAUAAUCAACAUCCUCCCCAGAUUCUACGAACAACACAUUUUUAAAAAAUCUCGCAAACAAAAUCGAAGAAUCUUACCGGAAUCCAAAAUAAAAUCUUUCGCUAUUGCGGCCCCGGCUUUGGCUAUUGGACUUUGGAUUUUCGCUUGGACUACUCCUCCUAAAGUCACGAAUGUGUCUUGGCCUAUUUCCAUGAUCGGACUGGUUUUUAUUGGUUUUGCUUUGAAUGAUUUUUCAUACGUGCUUUUCGGCUACGCGACGGAUUCUUAUGGACAAUACGCAGCUUCUGCUGUAUCAGCUAUUAGUCUCGCGCGGACUUUAACAGCUGCUGUUUUCCCGCUUUUUACUUAUCAGAUGUUUAGUGGAUUGGGGACGAAUGUUGCUGUUAGUAUCCUUGCGGCUGUGGCUACUGUGUUUGCUUUUACGCCGAUUUUGUUUUUAAGGUUUGGAGAGAGGUUGAGGGUGAAGAGUCAAGUUGCGAGGGGGAAUGAGGAGUGUUUGGUUGAGGAGAAUGAGCAUUUGAAGUGUCGGGAGGAGGGGGGUGAGGCUUUUGGUGCUGUGUGA
This is a messenger RNA of Ramularia collo-cygni, 1788 nucleotides long. Its product is annotated as related to multidrug resistant protein. The record is from RefSeq and is a predicted model, not a curated record. The coding region runs from base 1 to 1788 and encodes 595 amino acids. The transcript has 2 exons. NCBI's taxonomy places the organism in Eukaryota, Fungi, Ascomycota, Dothideomycetes, Mycosphaerellales, Mycosphaerellaceae. Gene Ontology annotation, molecular function: transmembrane transporter activity. Gene Ontology annotation, biological process: transmembrane transport.